CACCGACGUCUCCGAUUUGCUUCCCUGCGAUAUCUGGCGAGACAACAACACGACAAGAUCGACUGCCGUGGAAAAAAUAUGAAGCCUCUGCUUCCUUCAGAUCCCAGCGGAUUUUGAUACUUGUCUGAUGAAGCUGGGUUCACCAGUUCGGCUCACCGGGACCAACGCACUCCACGCCGCAAGAAACCCGCCAGCACUACCGUGAAUUCUAAUCAAAUCACGACCCGGCCAUCUGUUGCAUCGACUCAAGAUGGGGAGUGUUCUCGACAAGAACUCCUCCCAAGUGAGGAAGCGCAUUGAAGCGCAUACCUUUGAUGACGAAGAGGGAGACGAGUAUGGAGCCAGCGAAUUCCGUGGCUUCGGUGAUUAUUUCAGGCGGAAGAAGAUUAAGCUCCAAAAUCUCGAUGCCGACAUGCGCGCUUCUUCAGAUAAGCCUCAGAUAUUCAAAGGGAUUGUUGCACAUGUCACCGGGUACACCCAACCUCCGCUUCACAUACUUCAUCGCGAGAUUGUACAGCAUGGAGGCGGCUUCCUCCAGUAUCUUGACUCCAAAACGAUGGCGACGCACAUAAUAGCGUCAAAUCUACCACCAAAAAAGUCUGUGGAUUUCAACAGAUACAGGAUUGUCAAACCUGCAUGGAUCAUGGAAUCGGUCAAAGCCGGAAAACUACUUCCAUGGGCGGACUACCGAGUCCUCGAUGAGGGACCUAGACAAAAGGUUUUGAGGUUUGGUGGUGACAAUGGUUUGACCCAGUCAACUCCACAACCGAAACAGGGCUAUCGAGAGCAGACAGACAACAGCUUUUACACAAGCCAGUUGAAGUCUGCAAAUCUCCCUAGCCAGUCCCUCAACCAAGUCGUGGAACAAGCACAAACUCCCGUACGACCAUUUCCUCCCGAUUCGAACCCCACGUCAGACGGUGUCGACACCCCUUCAUGCGAAACACCCCAGAUACCGGCAGAGCAGUCAUUGAAUGAUACAACAGAACCGGACUCGGUAGAUUUGCACUUACAUUGCCGAACUAGACAGGCUGGGCAAGCCAAAUCUGCAAACCCUCUGAAGAACAUGACCUCGGAGGAGCACAAUGCAUGGCUUCUAUCAGACCCUCGACUGCGGAAGUCAUCAACUGCAAACCCGAACUUCCUGAAGCAGUUCUACUCAGAGAGUCGUCUACAUCACCUCUCAACAUGGAAAUCAGAGUUAAAAUCCAAAAUGCAACGGCUAGCAACAGAAAAAGGUCCUGGUGAACAGAAAUCGAAGAAGAGGCGGCCAGGCUCAAGGCGAUAUAUUCUUCACGUGGACUUUGACAGUUUCUUCUGUGCGGUUUCCCUGAAACGCCAUCCAGAGUACGUGGAUAAGCCAGCCGUUGUCGCGCACAGUACUGGAGCAGGGUCUGAGAUUGCGAGCUGUAAUUACCCAGCUCGAGAAUUCGGUGUCAAGAAUGGCAUGUGGAUGAAAGGAGCUCUCGAGCUAUGCCCCGACCUCAAGGUCCUACCAUAUGACUUCCCAGCCUAUGAAGAUGCGAGUCGCAUAUUCUACGAGUCUAUUUUGGAUAUUGGUGGCAUUGUGCAGAGUGUCAGCGUUGACGAGGCACUGGUUGAUGUUACAUCAAUUGUAUUAACCUCUACUGGCUCUCAAGGAACUGAAGUCGAAGACGGCAGCAUCGGCAGAGAGCAAGAUGCAGUGGCAGACAUCUCAAAAGGCCUCCGCGAAAAGAUUAAGGCAAAGACGGGUUGCCACGUCUCUGUUGGGGUUGGUGGGAAUAUAUUACAAGCCAAGGUUGCACUCAGAAGAGCAAAGCCAGCAGGACAAUAUCAUCUCAAGCCUGAGGAGGUCUUAGAAAUGAUGGGAGAACUCAAGGUGGAACAGCUACCUGGAGUUGCACGCAGCAUCAGUGGAAAGCUCGAAGAAAUUGGCGUCACAUUCGUCAAAGACCUUCGACAUAUUUCAAAAGAGCGCCUCACGUCCACUCUGGGGCCGAAGACUAGCGACAAGCUUCGAGACUAUGCUCAGGGUAUCGACCAUACUGAGGUUGGCGAGCAACCGCCAAGGAAAUCAGUCUCGGCAGAAGUAAACUGGGGUAUCCGCUUCAUCAACCAGUCGGAGGCGGAGGAAUUUGUCUUCAACCUCUGCAAGGAGCUCGAGAAGCGUCUUAUGAACGAGCAAGUGAGGGGGAAACAACUCACAAUGAAAAUCAUGAGAAGGUCUCUGGAUGCACCUCUUGAUCCAGCAAAGCAUCUUGGACAUGGCAGGUGCGACACAUUCAACAAGAGUGCAACUUUCGGCGUUGCGACUCAUGAUUACCAGACCAUUGGAAAGGAGGCCGUGUCAAUAUUGCGAUUUUUUAAAUUCAGUCCCGGGGAUCUCCGUGGCUUGGGGGUUCAGAUGACCAAGCUGGAACCCACCAAGACGAGCAAUUCCGCCCCAGACGGAAGUCAAAAGAAGCUCGCAUUUACUACAUUCACCAAACCGUCACCUGCGAGAAAAUCUUCCAGGGCAGAGCCGAUCGAUGAAGUAGACAGCUUGGAAACCCCGAAGGGAACACCGGGCCGAGAAAUCCAUCAGGAUCCCAUCACUGAUGAUCCGUUAACGCCACGAAAACCAAAACCACACCCUGCCCUGGCGCUCUCGAGGGCCAAUCAAGACGACGUGAAGGCCAAGACGCCUCUCAAUGUUUCCGGAACUCAAUUUAUCAUUCCCAGCAAUGCCGAUCCAGCUGUUCUCGCAGAGCUACCCAGUGACAUUCGAAGCAAGUUAAUGGCCCAGAAAGCAAAGACAACUGAGUCUAGAGCUCACACCCCGAUACAAGCGAGGUCAGAAAGCCCAGCGUCGGGAGAUAUGCUGCCAUGUCAGGUUGAUCCCGAAGUAUUCAAUGCACUGCCUGAAGAGAUGAAGGCGGAAGUCCUAGCAACAUAUGGGCGAAACCCGGUACAAAGCACACCACACUCCUCACCACGAAAGGACCGGUCCAUUCAGUCAAAAAAGCCAAUCACACCUACGAAGCGUGGUGGGACGCGAAGCAUACUUGGAAAAGCUCAGCGGGAGAAGGAUGCUCAAGCUGGUCUUUUGCAGACCAACUUUCGAGCCCCGAGGGAAGAUAGCGAGGACAUCGAGGACAUUGAGGAAUUAGAUCCAGAGUUUCUCGCUGAGUUACCCGAAGAUAUGCGAAAGGAAGUCAUCGCCGAUCAUCGACGGCGGCAACUAGCACAGAGGUCAGGGCUCGAUGCGCCUACACGGCAACACUACACGCCUGAUCCGGAGAGCGUCCUCGCAGGUGGACAACGUACAAUCCAGUUUCCCGCCCCGCCGCCGAAAAUUUCGUUUGCAAAAUCGGGUGUUACUUCGACUCAGGAGAUGAAAGAAAUGUUGGAUGCGUGGCACAUGGAAACGCAGAAAGAAGGGCCGCAUCGCAGAGACGUGGAGGUUUUUGAGAAAUUCCUAGUGCGGGUUGUUCAGGAGGAAUGUGACUUGGAGAAAGCUGCGAAGCUUGUACGGUGGUUGGAUUUGGUGGUGGAGCAGGAUGGAAGAGGUGGAAAGGGCCAACACUCUUGGAGACGAUCGGUGCAGAGCGUGAAGGAUGCUGUGCAAAGAGCUGUCAAGCAACGAGGAAUAGCGCCAUUGAAGCUGUAGUCGAGAAAGUAAGAUACCCGCUGAUCAAUACCACUGUACGAGGCUCGCUGAAAUGAUCACAUCGUCUCAACCGGUUCAGCUUGAAACAUCAUGCAGAGUCUCAAAUGCAUAGAGUUUAAGAGUUUCAGUCAGUGUCUGGUGAACCCGAUGCAGCAUGAAUGGUCAAGGAAUAACGGGUGCGGCGUGGCACCUUUGGCUAUCCAGUUAUAGAUAUACUGUAGAGAUGGCUUAUGUGUGGAGUUGAGAAUAUGGCGACGUUUGCGUCGUCGAGUGUGAGACAGUGGAGCCAUCCCGAUGAACGGAGAGAGCGGGAGGCGUUCCUUUGCAGUUAUCUAGGCACCACUGACCACUGUGGUCAAUACGUAGUCCUCCGCCGU
Messenger RNA from Ilyonectria robusta, 4008 nucleotides. RefSeq lists its product as uncharacterized. The record is from RefSeq and is a predicted model, not a curated record. Gene Ontology annotation, biological process: error-free translesion synthesis; error-prone translesion synthesis. Bases 251 to 3631 code for a protein of 1126 amino acids. Lineage: Eukaryota; Fungi; Ascomycota; Sordariomycetes; Hypocreales; Nectriaceae. Gene Ontology annotation, cellular component: nucleus. The transcript has 2 exons. Gene Ontology annotation, molecular function: deoxycytidyl transferase activity; DNA-directed DNA polymerase activity; damaged DNA binding.